Callorhinchus milii (elephant shark) is the source of this 2219-nucleotide messenger RNA. It is a transcript of the gene as3mt, whose product is annotated as arsenite methyltransferase. The transcript is spliced from 10 exons. Gene Ontology annotation, biological process: arsonoacetate metabolic process; toxin metabolic process. Bases 310 to 1362 code for a protein of 350 amino acids. The record is from RefSeq and is a predicted model, not a curated record. Lineage: Eukaryota; Metazoa; Chordata; Chondrichthyes; Chimaeriformes; Callorhinchidae. Gene Ontology annotation, cellular component: cytosol. Gene Ontology annotation, molecular function: arsenite methyltransferase activity.
GCUGGACGGUCGGGGAUUUGGUCGGGAGGACGUCCCAAGGCGCUGGACGGUCGGGGAUUUGGUCGGGAGGAUUUAACACUGGUCUGAGUUGUGCACUGAUCUGUAGUGUGUGGACCUUCCCAGUUGGCUGUUGUUUCUGCUGAGUUGGUUGUAUGUGUAUGUACAGGUAUUUGUUUUAAGUCGAGGUUCAAGGGAAAUGUUCACUGAUUGUUUUUUGCUUUGGGAUUUCCUUACAGCACUGCUGUGUCAUCAUGUUCUCAAAAUUCAAUAAUAGAAGACGUGAAGGAUUAUUAUGGAAAAAGGCUGCAAAUGUCAGCAGACCUGAAGACGAACGUUUGUGUCACCCCGGCCAGAGCCCUCCCUAAGCACGUGAGAGCCGCCCUGCAAGAUGUACACGGCGAAGUGGCCAUGAGGUAUUAUGGGUGUGGGCUCGUGGUUCCCGAAUGCCUGGAGAAUUGCUGGAUCCUGGAUCUGGGAAGCGGUAGCGGGCGGGACUGCUACAUGCUCAGCAAGCUGGUGGGAGAGAAAGGCCACGUGACGGGUGUAGACAUGACUGACGAGCAGAUAGCAGUGGCUCAGAAAUUUGUCCAAUAUCACACGCAGAAAUUUGGCUUCAGCAAACCCAAUGUGGAGUUCAUUCAAGGCUAUAUUGAGAAGCUUGAUGACGUGGGCUUGAAGAGCAACUCCUAUGAUAUCAUUAUAUCAAACUGUGUGGUGAACCUGUCGCCUGACAAACUGUCUGUCCUGAGAGAGGCUUAUCGAGUGUUAAAGAACGGAGGUGAAAUGUACUUCAGUGACAUCUACAGUGACCGGGAACUUCCUGAGAAGAUGAGAAAACACAAGGUUUUGUGGGGUGAGUGUCUGGGUGGAGCUCUGUCGUGGGAGGAGUUGGUCCGAAUUGCCAAGGAGGUGGGGUUCAGCACCCCCAGGCUGACCACCGCCAAACUCUUUGAUGUGAACAAUAAAGAGCUGGAGGAAGUGAUUGGUGAUUACAAGUUUGUGUCUGCUACGUAUCGCCUGUUUAAAAUCCCAGCCCACGAUUCAAAGGAGGAAUUGCAGGUUAUUUACAAUGGCUCAAUCGCAGGCUGUGAGGGGAAACUGGAGUUUGAUGCCAAUUACACAUUUGAAGAAGGGGAGGUGAUGGACGUGGAUGAGGAGAUGGCAAUGAUUCUCAAGAGUUCGAGGUUUGCCGAUAAAUUUACAAUGCACCCAGCCAACAAGGUGGCCAGCGGAGAAGCAGGAGGCAGAGCGAGGCAGCCCAAGGACAUGAUCAUUGACCCUUUCAAAUUCACGGAGAUAAAACCAUCUGGAGGUGCCCCGCCUGUUGCUGGCUCUUGCUGUGUCACCAAAGGCUGUUGCUGAAGAUGUUCAGGCAAUGAUUAAAUUUAAACAAAUGGUACGCAGAUUAAUUAAAUUGGGAAGUUUUGAUUAUUUGUGUAGCUGGUUAAGCCGGACAUGCCGGGAUCGGAGAAUUUGUUCGUCUUAAGCGGAUAAAGAGUUGUAUGAAUUAACUGGCGUGUCUAAAAUAGGUAAAUUAAUUGGGGGCCGGGCGUUUUGUUCAAUUUAUUCAGAAUCCGAUCAACGUUAAUCAGCAUCCAGCUUAACGGCUUCCACGAUAUAUAGCAUAUAUGUACACACGUAUAUAGAUAGAUAUAUCCAGGCUUUAAUCUCCUGAACCAAUGACCCCAUCUGCCUCUCAAUGAAAACUUGCACUAACUGUGUCGUUCAUUUGAGUGAUAACAGUGAGUGUUGGCAAAGCACUAUAACAACACAGAGUGUAGAUAUGUAGGUGAAAUCGCUAUAGUUUUGUUACCCCCUAAAUACCUUUUAAACCCCCCUUCUCACUGCUCCCAAUUCCCGGACAUGUGUUGCAUUGUGUUUGUAUGUGUGUGCACACAUCACGCAACAAUUCUGGGUACUUCAGUCUUGUCCGAAAGGGAUGGAGUGCGGAGUCUGGCUGUCAUGUCCAAGGCGAAGGUGGGCAAACAAUCUCCACUGGGACAGUGAGUGGAUUAGUGAGUGGGGCAGUAUAAGUGGGUAAAUGACAUGAACCCUCUAUUCUCUACCAGCUCCCCCAAACUUUGUCCAUGAUGGUGUGCAUAUUGUGGCAUUCAGCGCUGGCUGUCCAGCAGCAGCCACCCAUUCACCUUCAAGCCACCCCGGAGGUUAACCUCUCCUCCCUCAUCCGCAUCCCCACCCUCCCUCCCAACCAACCCACG